AUGAUCUCGCACCAACCCCGCCGGCCAAUCACGGUGUGCCAGGUGUCGCUCGUCGACGACGGCCCGUUCGUCGCAGCGAUCGCCACGUCCAUCGCACUCUCCGCCGCGCCGCUCGUCCUACCGUCGCUCCCGCUCCUUUCGCGAAAGGCGAAAGGACCCGACGGAGCAGGCGACGACGAUGCUGCAUCAGCGGCGGCCGCGGCGCUGCUUGCGGCGGGAGUAGGGGUGGGGGACGGGAAGGGGGAGGCGGAGGGGGAGGAGGCGGAAGGGGCGAUGUCUCUGGGGGAGUUGCGCGCGGGUGUGAUGACGGUGUGCUGGGUGCUGGCGUGGAUCGACUCUCGUGAUGUCAAGUACAUCCUCUUUGCAGCCGUCUAUGCUGCACCGUAUGCCAGGGGCGGUCUCACCCUGGCAAUGGACGGCAACUGGCUUCCUCUCUUCAGCAUUGCAGCGUGUGCACUGCAUGUCCAGGUUGACAAUGUAGCUGUGGAGCGAAGGAAGCUGGCCUCCAAGAUCAAGUGCGCCAAGCGUCAUCCUCCCUGCAUCGUCCCUCCAUAG
Messenger RNA from Closterium sp. Naga37s-1, 555 nucleotides. NCBI's taxonomy places the organism in Eukaryota, Viridiplantae, Streptophyta, Zygnematophyceae, Desmidiales, Closteriaceae. The record is from the annotation of a GenBank genome assembly.